UCACACGUUUGGACGACUUGCACCUUCUCUUCAGUAACUUUGAUGGGGACUUCGACAUUAAGCAGGGAAAAUGCCUGUGAUGAAGGGAUUAUUAGCGCCGCAGAACACGUUUCUGGACACUAUAGCCACACGGUUUGAUGGCACCCACAGCAACUUCAUCCUGGCCAAUGCUCAGGUGUCAAAGGGCUUUCCCAUUGUCUACUGCUCCGAUGGCUUUUGCGAGCUCACAGGAUUCUCCCGGGCGGAGGUCAUGCAGAAGAGCUGUGCCUGUAAAUUCCUUUACGGGCCCGAGACCAGCGAAAGCAUCAUCCUUAGCAUCGAUGACGCCUUGGAGGAGCGCAAGGAGUUCAAGGAUGAGAUCAUGUUCUACAAAAAGACAGCGGUGCUGUUCUGGUGCCUGCUGGACAUCGUGCCAAUUAAGAACGAGAAGGGAGAUGUGGUGCUCUUUCUGGCUUCAUUUAAGGACAUCACCGACACUAAAGCUAAAGCCAUCCAAGAGGACAAGAAGGAAGAGCGGCGGCGCGGCAGGGUGAAAACAGGCUCUCCAUUCAGCUCGGCUCGUCUGCGGAGCAGCACAGUGCUCUACCACAUCUCUGGUCACCUCCACAGCCGAGAGAAGAGCAAGAUUAAGCUCAACAAGAAUGUGUUUGGGGACCCACCUGCUCUACCAGAGUACAAGGUGGCAGAUGCCAAGAAGUCCAAAUUUAUCUUACUGCACUACAGCACAUUCAAGGCUGGUUGGGACUGGUUGAUUCUGCUUGCCACGUUCUACGUUGCUGUGACGGUGCCCUACAACGUGUGCUUCAUUGGCGAUGAUGAUGACCUGACCCGCAGCACAACUGUCAGCGACAUCGCAGUGGAGAUACUGUUCAUCAUAGACAUUGUUUUCAAUUUUCGCACCACUUAUGUCAGCAAGUCGGGCCAGGUGAUCUUUGACGCUCGACAGAUCUGCAUCCACUACCUGACCACAUGGUUCAUCAUCGACCUGGUGGCUGCGUUGCCCUUUGACCUGCUCUAUGCCUUCAAAGUCAGCGUGGUGUCUGUGGUCCACCUGCUAAAAACGGUACGUCUGCUCCGCCUGCUGCGUCUGCUCCAGAAGAUGGACCGCUACUCACAGCACAGCACGGUAGUCCUCACCCUGCUGAUGUCCAUGUUCGCCCUGCUGGCCCACUGGAUGGCCUGCAUCUGGUACAUCAUCGGCAAGAUGGAAAUGGAGGCCAACACCUACAACUGGGAAAUCGGAUGGCUCCACGAGUUGGGGAAGCGGCUGGAAUUGCCGUACUACACCAUAGAAGGUGUGAACGGGACCGGCAGCGGUCCCUCCAUCAGGAGCGUCUACGUGGCAUCACUCUACUUCACCCUCAGCAGUCUGACCAGUGUGGGCUUCGGCAAUGUGUCGGCCAACACUGACGCCGAAAAGAUCUUCUCUAUUUGUGUUAUGCUCAUAGGAGCACUGAUGCACGCCUUGGUCUUUGGUAACGUGACAGCCAUUAUCCAGAGGAUGUACUCGCGCUGGUCCCAAUAUCACACCAGAACCAAAGACCUCAAGGACUUCAUACGUGUCCAUCAUCUGCCGCAGAGCCUCAAGCAGCGGAUGCUGGAGUAUUUUCAGACAACCUGGUCGGUCAACAACGGCAUCGACUGUAACGAGCUGCUGAAGGACUUUCCGGAUGAGCUGCGAUCCGACAUCACCAUGCACCUUAACAAGGAGAUACUGGAGCUGUCGUUGUUUGCCUCCGCCAGUCGCGGCUGCCUGCGCUCCCUGUCUCUGCACAUCAAGACCUCCUUCUGCGCUCCGGGAGAGUACCUCCUCCGGCAGGGUGACGCUCUCCAGGCCAUCUUCUUCGUCUGCUCGGGGUCCAUGGAGGUGCUGAAGGACGGCAUGGUGCUAGCCAUCCUGGGCAAAGGUGACCUAAUCGGGGCAAACCUGUCCUUAGAUGACCGAGUGAUAAAAACCAACGCGGACGUGAAAGCCCUGACCUACUGCGACCUGCAGUGUAUCAACCUGAAGGGACUGUACGAGGUGUUGGACCUCUACCCAGAAUACUCCCACCACUUCGUCCAGGACAUCCAGCAGGACCUCACAUACAACCUGAGGGAAGGACAUGAGACACACGUUAAGGCCAGGCUGUCCACAACAGCUCUAGAUACUCAGUCAGGGGUGAGAAGGAACGGGCGAGUGGUUCAGGGCCAUCCGCCCAUCAUCGAGGCUCAGGAGGAACACGAAGACAACCAUGAAGAAGAGGAGGAGGAGGAAGAUGAGGCCAUGUCUGUGUCUCUGUCAUUGGAGCGGAACCGAGUUGUGAACCUCAGGGACUCCGGUGGGAAGUCUCUACUGGGCCAACCCAGCCAGAAGACCACAGGACAGAGCUCCAAGAGGUCUCGGAGGAAGAUCCAGGAAAUUACUCUCACCACUUUAGAUCCUUCCAACCUCAGCCCCAGGAUCGUGGACGGUACUGAAGACAGUGAGGGGACAGAGAGUUCCUUGGCCUUCUCUUUCUCCACCGCCCAAGGAUGUCCUGUCAAUGAACCAACCAGUGCCUCGGCAACAGCCACAGAUAUGCUGCAGAUCAGCACAGCAGAGUUAGCAGUGAAAGCAGAGGAGACCAGGGGACAACUGCGACAUCUUGAUCAGCAGGUGAGCACCCUGGGGAGAGAAGUGGCUGACCUUGGACGAGUCAUGAAGAGAAUGGCUCAACUCAUGGAGACCCUCUUGUCGUCAGUGCCACCACCUCCAGUGGUCUGCCCAACGCACUACUCGCCGGUGCACCACACGUACCUGCCCCACCCUAACCCUCCUCAGUCUUACCCUUCACCAUCUCAAACUGCCUCUGUUUGGACAGACACGCCCAUGUCACUGCCCUCCUCCCCCCUCACAGUCCCCCUGCAACACAGUGCUAUAUGCCACAUGGACCCCCUCACACACAGACCCCAGGAUCUCCAGCUGGGGUACCCGGCUAACCCCAGCUCAACUCCACCUCCGACCCCCAACUCAUCAGCCCUUCAAUUACAGCCUCACAUGCCUUCCUCGCCUCUCAGCUCACCAGAGAUUUCCCACUACACAGACGGGGCUUGCAGCUCCAUCAGGUCACGGGUGCACAGUCCGCCUCCGCAGGACGGGGGAGAUGAGGGCCCUCAUCAGAGCUCUGGGUGCCCUCCUCAAAUUGGACUAGAGGGGACCUACCACAAGCCUACCGGGGGUUUGUAGCAGCCCUCCAUCUGAACUCUGCAGGACUUUUUCCAGGACAUUUUUUUGGGAUAUGUUCCUGAACUGAUCAACCAGGGGUGUCCCCCCACCCCCACGCCCAUAUCACUGCAGGACAUUUGCAGGGACGCAACUCAGAUUCCUUUUGUUUUAAAGGCACGUGUUUUAAAAAUCCAGUUGCAUGAAAACAAGUACAGAAGGUUUAGGUGUGUUAGCUUUACCUUAUAGAAACGUAGUGAUGUUAGAGAGGAUGUAGAGGUUUGGGUCAGCUGCAGAGCAGUGUGAUGGCAGCUCUGUGGGUACAGCUCACCUCCAACCCACAACCCACCCACUUUGAGGCUCCUUCAGAGAGCAACAGCAGGGAUUAUGCCAUAAUGGAUGACAAGAGGGGGUUAUGGUGGAGGAGGAGGAGGAGGAGGGUUCUUUCUGUCCUGUCUUUUCUUGCUCCUGGCUAGAGAUGGUCGGCUGGGUUGGUCAGAGGAAAAGAAAGCAUCAUGAAUAGUGGUGUUGGGCUUUGGAGACAAGGAGGGGAGGGGAUUGGGGCAGUUAAUAGUUUCUCCCAACCCCCUACCUAUCUCUGCCAUUUCCUCUCCUUUUAACCCUUCUUUCCUUGCUCAGUCAACCCGUGCCUGAUGCUCUGGAUUUCCUGGACCAGUGCGUGGCUGGUUGGAGCUGGUUGUAUUGGGAGCACAGGAUGGUGUGAGCGGAGACAUGGGACGUAUUGUGCUCUUUACCGCUGCCCCUCAGGGAAUGGGGGGCAGAGGGGUAGAGGAUGGAAGAAGUUGGCUAUAGAAGUGAUGGGGGGGUGGGGGCGGGGGGAGUGUGUUAGGCCUCGGGCAGCACAGCCCCUGCUGUCGUCUGUCACACUGAGCACAGGGACUCUUUCUCCCUCUCCGUUUCUCUUUUCCGCUCUUUCUCUCCAUACACCUACCACUCUCUCUCUCUCCUUCCUUCUCCCUCCUUCUUUCUCUUUCUCUCUGCAUGCCUUUACAUGGAGCCUUUUGAGUAGUGCCUGUAGACACACAUUAACAUGCUGCAUGUCACCCUGUGGAAAUCCAGCUUGCCAUUUAUCUAUCUAUUUAAAGGAAACACGGUUCAUUCUUUUAAUAGCUGAACCUGGCAUUUACUGAUGCAUAUUUAUUGGAUGUGGGCUCAGUUUUAAACAACUGGGCAAUUUUUAGGAACAAGGUAGUCGCCCCUGUUGUGAAGUGGCCUGGAGCAAACCACCAAUACUAAAUUGGUUCACGAUCCACAAUAUAAGCCGUUUUCCCCAAAUCGUCACCCAGGGUUACCAACUCUUGAGAUCCAUUUUCUCAGCUCUUUCUGAGCGAAGGCAAUAUUCCCACAUAAAAGCACAAUAAGGAAAUAAAGACGCUUUUAUAUUUCUAUGAAUGUAUCAAUACUAAAGAUGUAUUUUUUUACCUCAAAGAAUGCAAGAGUGUGGGAUGGCAGUAAGUGAUGCUACUGUAUCUGAGGUUAUGGCAGCAGUGCUGUUUGCUGGUACCAGCCAAUGCAAUCCUAAACCAGGAAAAAAGAGGUCAUAACUCUCGGCCCGACAGAUCUACUGUUCUCUUUUGGAUUCAUGUAGGUUUGACUCUGCUUCUCUGCAAAUGGAAUGUACUGUAAUCAAACUUCUUUUUUUCCCUUAACAUUUUGAUAUUUAUUAGAUACAAAAAAACCUGUUAUGCUAAUAAACGACAAAUAUGACUGUUA
Messenger RNA from Lates calcarifer (barramundi perch), 4918 nucleotides. RefSeq names its product potassium voltage-gated channel, subfamily H (eag-related), member 8 (gene kcnh8). The record is from RefSeq and is a predicted model, not a curated record. The transcript has 16 exons. Gene Ontology annotation, molecular function: voltage-gated potassium channel activity. Gene Ontology annotation, cellular component: membrane. Bases 71 to 3208 code for a protein of 1045 amino acids. Lineage: Eukaryota; Metazoa; Chordata; Actinopteri; Centropomidae. Gene Ontology annotation, biological process: regulation of membrane potential; potassium ion transmembrane transport.